UCUCCCACCCUCCUCUUAAGUCGUGUCCCAACCUGCUCCAGGUGUGCUUUGCUUAUACAGUCAUGAAGGUGUUGACGUUACUGAUCCUGUCAAUGGCGCUGCUGGUGAUGGUCGCUCAUGCUGAGCCUCAACGUGGCUCUGGUGGUUCUGGUCGCGGGGGUGGAGGCCGUGAUGGCUCUCGUGGAGGCUCUGGUGGUUCUCGUGGCAGGGGUGGAGACCGUGGUGACAUUAACAGACGUCCUGGUGGCCGUAGAGAGCGUCCCUGCUCCCCGAUUGGAGAACUGUGCCAAAAAAUGGAUUUCACGAAGAGAGAGUGUUUCGAAAACGUGGAGACGAUUGUGGCCUGUACGUUAGAGACCCUGACGGACAUCGAUCUUUACCAGGUACUCCUUAACUGCACCACCGAAGAAGUGCCGGACAUCAUGGAAAGUCUAAUACCAAAUUUCCUGCGUGGACCAGGUAUAUCGUGCGAGAAUAUACGUGCAAUAAUAGAGUGCGCCGAUGAAGAAUAUGAUUUAAUAACGGAAAUUGAUGCUUGCGUUAGUGAAAACUAACUUAGGAUAUCCCCUGACGACUCAUCCUGAUGAAUUCUUUAGGGAAUUCAAAUGAAAACUGAUUUAUACUUUCUUAACGACGUCUUCUGCAAAUUCCUCUUUCGUCUCACCACCCUCUCCUUCACCCCCUCCCUCGGUGUUUAGAUAACACUUACUUCCUACUUCUUCGUCCACUUUGUCUUUACUUUUUGUUCUUGCACAUUUAGUUAUAUUCAAAAUCCACAUCUUUAAUUCUUUCAGUCAUAAAACAACUAAAAUUUACACCUCACUGUUUUUCUUGUUUGUUCAGAGCAAAUUAAGACAGACAAUAUAGCAACAGCACCACUAUCACCACCUUUUAACACUAGUAACACGAGCUCUUAACAACAAUACAAGGAAGAUAGACCACAGCAAAAUCCACAACAGCAGCAGAAAAAUCAUCGUAGUAUCACAUUUAACAACUGCAACAGCAUCAACAACAAAGGCAACAACAACAAUUGCUGUAACAGAAACAGUUACAUCAGAAGUCAUUCUUUUUUAUAUAUUAUCAGUUACCAACAAUUUCAGUUUAAGCAGCAAGAACAAUUGUAAUAAAAAGAAGACAACAACAGCGACAACAGUAUCAUAGAAAAACAUCAACAUUAACUGUUGUUGAAAAAAUAUUUGCAACAGUAGCAAUAACAACAAAGGGCUGCUUGUUGUACAUUAUACUGCUACUAUAAGAAAGCAAUGAUCUGAGGAUUUCUGCUGGCUUCACCACAGUUUUGGUUAAAUUUUAUCAGGUUUUGCCUAUAAAUCGGUCAUAUACAUUUUGGCCUAGUAAAACACAUUGGCAAA
This is a messenger RNA of Homarus americanus (American lobster), 1370 nucleotides long. RefSeq names its product DEAD-box ATP-dependent RNA helicase 11-like. The record is from RefSeq and is a predicted model, not a curated record. The transcript has 5 exons. Bases 63 to 554 code for a protein of 163 amino acids. Lineage: Eukaryota; Metazoa; Arthropoda; Malacostraca; Decapoda; Nephropidae.